ACGUAGUUUGUUAGCGUAGAUGCUGACCAAAAUCAAUUUGACGAAGCCCCGCAAUAUAUUCCUUUCGUCUUUCUGGUGAAGAAGGGAUGAGAUCAUAAUUCAGUUGAUUUUUGUUUUUAUUCGUAGCUUUAAUGAUCUGGGUGUUUGUGGAAUCAAUCAAGAAUUAGGGAUGGGCGUGGAUUAUUAUAACGUUCUGAAAGUGAACAGGAAUGCCACAGAAGAUGAUCUCAAGAAGUCAUACAGGAGACUGGCAAUGAAAUGGCACCCCGACAAAAACCCGAACAGCAAGAAAGAAGCUGAAGCCAAAUUCAAACAAAUCUCCGAAGCUUAUGAGGCAAGCCUUUUCCUUCCCUUCUUUUCAACUGAUCCUAUUCACCUGUUUUGUCAUUUGUGUGGAACGAAUUGCAAAUUUUGUUUUCAAUCCAGGGCAGCAAACAUAUUGCUAAUCCACCAAAGUUAUAGAUUCUGGGUUUUCCUUCCUAGACAGGUCCUAAGCGAUCCUCAAAAGAGAGCAAUUUCUGAUCAAUAUGGUGAAGAAGGCUUGAAAGAUAUUCCACCACCUGGCAGCACUGUAUGUACCUUUAAAAAUGGUUGCAAUGGAAAUGGGUUCAAUCCAAGGAAUGCAGAGGAUAUAUUUGCGGAAUUUUUUGGAAGUAGCCCUUUUGGAUUUGGGUCGUCUGGACCAGGGAGGUCCACGACGUUCCCACCUGAUGGGGGCAUAUUUGGAGGAUUUGGUGGAACUGACAACAUUUUUCGAACUUGCAGUGAAGGGACUGUACCAAGGAAACCUCCACCAGUGGAAAGCAAAUUACCUUGCAGCCUUGAGGAGCUAUAUAGUGGAUCAACAAGGAAGAUGAAGAUCUCUAGAACUGUUGUCAACUGCAGCUGGCUUUUCCCGUUAUUUUCAAGAGCAUUAAGAUUGAAGGAUAAAGUUCUAGGCCACACUGUCACUAAUCAUUUACUAAAAAAUUCCCACAGGCAGCAAGUACAAGAAUCAGAGAUAUUAACUAUUGAAAUCAAGCCUGGGUGGAAGAAGGGAACAAAGAUCACUUUCCCAGACAAAGGAAACGAGCAGCCAAAUCAGCUUCCAGCUGACCUUGUAUUCAUCAUUGAUGAGAAACCCCAUGAUUUUUACAAAAGAGAUGGCAACGACCUCGUUGUGAACAAAAGAAUGUCACUGGCAGAUGCACUUGGUGGGACAACGGUAGAUCUUGUUACUCUAGAUGGGCGUAAUCUGUCAUUAUCAGUAGCCGAUAUUAUAAACCCGGGUUAUGAGCUUGUGGUUCCCAUCGAGGGAAUGCCAAUAGCCAAGGAGGCAGGUAAUAGAGGUGAUCUUUGGAUAAAAUUUGAUGUGAAGUUCCCUAGAAGGUUGACACCAGAGCAACAAGCAGGACUCAAGCGUGCCUUGGGUGGUUAAUACAAGAAGCUUUCAUGCAUUACAGCCGCUGGAUUGUGGGAGGACUCUCUAGAAGGCCAGAUGGCCCCUUGAUUAUGUCAAUCUGCAUUCCAUCAGCUGCUGCAACCUACACCUUUGUAUUCUUCAUGUUUCUCAGGGAAAUUGUAUCAUAUAAUAGUCUCGAAUUGUACAAUCGA
Rubroshorea leprosula is the source of this 1593-nucleotide messenger RNA. NCBI's taxonomy places the organism in Eukaryota, Viridiplantae, Streptophyta, Magnoliopsida, Malvales, Dipterocarpaceae. The record is from the annotation of a GenBank genome assembly.